Molecule: messenger RNA, 1501 nt
Organism: Planococcus citri (citrus mealybug)
Lineage: Eukaryota; Metazoa; Arthropoda; Insecta; Hemiptera; Pseudococcidae
Gene: Alg2
Product: alpha-1,3/1,6-mannosyltransferase Alg2
Exons: 1
Coding region: 103-1311 (402 amino acids)
Cellular component (GO): endomembrane system
Molecular function (GO): GDP-Man:Man(1)GlcNAc(2)-PP-Dol alpha-1,3-mannosyltransferase activity; alpha-1,3-mannosyltransferase activity
Source: RefSeq, a predicted model, not a curated record
CAGAAAAAUUAGACUCGGUAAAAGGUCUUGUGUUUUGUAUAUUUUGAAUAUCUCCUACGUUUUAUUGUAUAAAAAAUAAUUUAUGCAAUUGUGUAAUGAGUGAUGGUGUGUAUUACCUUCAUACAUCCAGAUUUAGGCAUCGGCGGUGCGGAACGAUUAAUUGUUGAUGCUGCUGUCGCAUUGAAGAAGAAUCGUCAUGAUGUUCAUAUCAUCACAGCUCAUCAUGACUCGUCUCAUUGCUUUCCAGAAACUACAAAUGGAUUUCUACCGGUAACUGUGGUCGGAGACUGGCUCCCUAGAAGUGUAUUCGGUAGAUUUUGUGCUUUAUGCGCAUAUAUCCGUAUGUUAUAUGCAGCUCUAUAUUUGAUAUUCUUCAGCGAUAUAAAGACUGACAUCGCAAUCUGUGAUCAAGUAUCGGCAUGUAUUCCAGUGCUUCAUUUCAAGAUUAAAACUGUGAUAUUUUAUUGCCAUUUUCCGGAUUUACUCCAAAGUAAACCUGGAUCUUCGUUGAAAACGUUAUAUCGGGCUCCGUUGAAUUGGAUUGAAGAGGUCACUACUGGACUUUCUGAUGUUAUCUUGGUAAAUAGUGAAUUUACCAGAUCAACGUUCAAAAACACGUUCAAGACCAUCCAAACGAUACCGAAAAUUUUAUACCCAUCAGUCAACACAAAAUUUCUCGAUGAAAUAGAUAAUAAUUCCGUCGUUGAUUUAUCUGAAUUAGGGAUUAUCAAAUCUGAGUACUUUUUGUCGAUUAAUCGAUAUGAACGGAAGAAAAAUCUGAAUCUAGCGAUAGAAGCAUUCGCUCAGUUGAAACAUAAGGUUUCUUCGGAGCAGUGGUCAAAUUUUAAACUAGUCGUCACUGGAGGAUAUGACGUGUUGGUUCAAGAAAACAUCGAGUACUUUGAUGAACUGCGUAAUUUGGCAGAAGAACUUGAAAUUAGUCAAAAAGUUGUGUUUUUGAAAUCUUCUUCAGAUGCUGAGAAAAUUAUGCUGCUGAAAAACUGUAGAACUGUAUUAUAUACUCCUUCCAACGAACAUUUUGGGAUUGUGCCUCUAGAAGCAAUGUAUUUUGGAAAACCCAUCAUCGCAGUUUGUAGUGGAGGUCCUCUAGAAACUGUGUUGAAUAAAACUACUGGAUUUUUAUGCGCACCAAAUGCUGAAUCAUUUGCAGACGCGAUGCAGAAAUAUGUAAUUGACGAAGAACUUGCUAAUCAGAUGGGACAUGCUGCUAAAAAAAGAUUUGAGGAAAAUUUUUCUUUUGAUAGUUUUUCGAAUAAAUUGAAUGAAAUAAUUUUAGAUCACAUUUCUUGAAGCGAAACCAACUGAGUAUGGUGAAAUACCAACCUUUUCUUUUUCUCAAUAAACGCGAUCGCCGAGCUUAAAGGAAAACAACUGGAUCGCUUAGAGGCUUGAGCAAAUAUUUUUAAUUUCAAUUUCUUUUAUAUUGAACCAAUUCUUGUUUAUUAAAUUUUUUAAAAUAAUGAGUAAUUUUUCAAAUGUA